Messenger RNA from Maudiozyma saulgeensis, 459 nucleotides. The record is from the annotation of a GenBank genome assembly. NCBI's taxonomy places the organism in Eukaryota, Fungi, Ascomycota, Saccharomycetes, Saccharomycetales, Saccharomycetaceae.
AUGUCAGAAGCUGAUAAAAUGGUAGAUCCAAGUAAGAAGAAACGUAGAAGAAGAAAUUACGACGACUACGAUAAUGAAGUUGCCCAAGAGGAAAAAGACCUUAAACAACAAAAGAAGAACCAAACUUCAAUCGAAAGUAAAGUAGGUGACGUAUCAUCAAAGACUGGUUCUAUUGCUCAGAAGAAAAACGCAGAUGACGACUCUGAUUCUGAUGUCGAUGACGAAAAAUUAGAUAGGCUAAUGGGCAACGAACUUGAGGAAGAAGAAGACGAUUUGACUGAAAUAGACACCACAAAUAUUAUAACUAGCGGUAGAAGAACAAGAGGUAAAAUAAUAGAUUAUAAAAAAGCUGCAAGAGAACUAGAUAAUGCAGAACAAAAACAAGAACCAUCCACCGUGACGAAAGAUCAAGAAGACAAGGACGAUGACGAGGAAGAUGAUGAAGAGUUCAAAGUUUAA